Molecule: messenger RNA, 2199 nt
Organism: Hyla sarda
Lineage: Eukaryota; Metazoa; Chordata; Amphibia; Anura; Hylidae
Gene: SLC35E3
Product: solute carrier family 35 member E3
Exons: 5
Coding region: 405-1331 (308 amino acids)
Cellular component (GO): Golgi apparatus
Molecular function (GO): nucleotide-sugar transmembrane transporter activity; antiporter activity
Source: RefSeq, a predicted model, not a curated record
AAACCACGCCCACUCAGCCCUACUUCUCCUAUGAGUAUUAGCCUUCACAGUCACGUUCCUAUUUUCAUACAACUAUCCCGACCGAACUGCUAAGCUCCCCCGGUCCUAGUCGCUAGAGGAGCCAUCUUUUACUUUGGGCAGCACUCGCACUAAUAUCCCCGCUCCCCACCCCGCUCUAUUCCUUCCAGUGAAUGAAACGCUGUGACGUGUCCAGUUGUGGCAGUGCUGCGCAUGCGCCGGAGUUGUGCCGCCGUCUGGGGCGGGGCGGUCAGCAGUGAGCUUGUACCUGGGUGCUAUGUGAUUCCCCCCCGCCCCCCGGCAGUAUACUGUGCCUGGCCUUGACCUAUGCUGCCCAGUUGUGCCCUGCAGUCGGGUCGGACGUCAGCCUUGGCGUGUCUUUGAGCAUGUCUGCCUCUGCCCCCUGGAGGAUAGCUGCCGGACUCCUGAUAAACCUACUGGCCUCGAUCUGCAUCGUGUUUAUCAAUAAGUGGAUCUAUGUCCAUCAUGGCUUCCCCAACAUGAGCCUCACCCUUGUGCACUUUGUGGUCACCUGGUUUGGGCUGUAUCUGUGCCAGAGAUGUGGGGUCUUUUGCCCUAAAAGCCUUCCUGCCACUAAAGUGCUGCUCCUGGCCUUGAGCUUCUGUGGAUUCGUGGUCUUCACCAACUUGUCCCUUGAGAACAACACUAUAGGCACCUACCAGCUGGCCAAAGUCAUGACCACGCCAGUCAUCAUCCUCAUCCAAACCCUAUGGUAUGGGAAGACGUUCUCCCUUCGGAUCAAGCUUACCUUGGUCCCUAUAACAUUAGGAGUGAUUCUGAACUCUUACUACGAUGUGAAGUUUAAUAUUUUGGGAAUGGUGUUUGCUUCCCUUGGUGUUCUUGUCACAUCUCUUUACCAAGUGUGGGUUGGAGCCAAACAGCAUGAGUUACAGGUCAACUCUAUGCAGCUGCUGUACUACCAAGCACCUUUAUCUUCUGGUAUGCUGCUGUCUGUAAUACCUUUCUUUGAACCUAUUGUUGGUGACGGAGGAAUACUUGGACCAUGGUCAUUUACAGCCCUGGUGAUGGUGCUUCUGUCUGGAGUUAUUGCGUUCACAGUAAACCUGUCCAUCUACUGGAUCAUUGGCAAUACUUCACCUGUCACCUACAAUAUGUUUGGACACUUCAAGUUCUGCAUCACUCUUCUGGGAGGAUACAUCCUGUUUCAGGACGCCCUUUCUCUAAAUCAAGGACUCGGUAUCAUUUGCACAAUGCUUGGAAUCUUGGCUUAUACGCACUUCAAACUCAAUGAACAAGAAGUAACUAAAAGUAAACUGGUUCAGAGACCCUGAUUCUUCCCUUCUCAGACUGCAUUCAAGCCAUUUUUGUAAAUGUAAAACAGUUUUAAAUGCUAUAAGAAUUAUAGAAUAUAUCAUUUUGAGACAAAAGAAGCAUAUAGACCAAUUCGGCAUUAAGUGUAUACUUAGUGUCACAGAAGAUGCAUGUAACCCAUAGACACAAUGGGCAGAUUCAUCAAAACCUGCGCAAAAGAAAAGUGGAUCAGUUGCUCAUAGCAACCAAUUAGAUUGCUUCUUCAUAAAAAAUAAAAAAAAAUCUAAUUGGUUGCUAUGGAGAACUGGUCAACUUUUUUCUUUGCACAGGUUUUGCUAAAUCUCCCUUAAUGUACUUGCACAAGGUCUUAGUUUUGCACAUGGCACGUAUGAAUAUUGUCACAGGAGUAGAUUUAUCAAAACCUGCGCUGGGGAAUAGUGAUGUAGUUGCCGAUAGUAACCAAUCAGAUAUUACAUUUUUCCCAGGCCUUUUUAAAAAUGAAAGAAGCAAUCUGGUUGCCAUGAGCAACUGCACCAUCCCCAACUCUUCCUCUACACAGGUUUUGAUAAAUCUUUAUCCGUAUUUUUAUCCUGAUCAUCAUUUUAUCAGCAGUUUACUAAUGUACAUGAAGGAUUUUUAAGUAUUAAAGAAAUGUUUAAUAUGGUAAGAUGAGAGAGAUGUAUUUAAAAGUUCCUGUUGGCAAACUCAUUGGACUUCCAGGAAAGUAACUUUGAAACCUCUAUGAGUGCAAAUGCAAAGUUUGUAUAAAUGGAUCCUCGGAAUAUUCAGUAUUCAUAUUGAAUAAAUGUGAAGAGCUUUUCAUACACCGGCCUCUAGAGAUUCUUCUUCUACUUGUAAGUCAGUGACUGUAGAUUUCCAUACAAGAAA